Molecule: messenger RNA, 2474 nt
Organism: Dufourea novaeangliae
Lineage: Eukaryota; Metazoa; Arthropoda; Insecta; Hymenoptera; Halictidae
Product: zinc finger protein 2-like
Exons: 5
Coding region: 63-2474 (803 amino acids)
Biological process (GO): cell fate commitment; regulation of transcription by RNA polymerase II
Cellular component (GO): nucleus; cytoplasm
Molecular function (GO): RNA polymerase II cis-regulatory region sequence-specific DNA binding; histone deacetylase binding; zinc ion binding
Source: RefSeq, a predicted model, not a curated record
GAAACAGCGUUCGCGUCUACGGGCGCGGCUUUGCGUCUCGAGCUGGCGUUUUACACGGUAAAAUGUCCUCCCUCGAUUAUCUGGACCUGUGUCGACUGUGUCUCGUGAAGGACCGUGUUUCGGUGCCGAUUUUCGAUGGCGAGGGAGACGUACGGCAGAUUUUUCUCAAGAUCGCCGCCUGUCUACCGGUCAAGGUUGAAAGAGAAGACAAAUUACCCAAGAAAAUAUGCGAUGACUGUGUGUAUAAAGUAGAAUUAUUUUACCAAUUUUGGAAUACUACAGCGAAUGCAGAAAAGCAACUGCUACAAUGGCUAGGAGAAGUUGGUGGGGAAGGUGGUGGCAAACAGGGUUAUGUUUCCAAUGCACUCAAUCCGAAUGUGAUGAAACAAGAACAGAGUACAGAGAACAGGUUAGAUGGAAAUGUGAUGCAGCAAGUGAGUGAGCAUCAGAACAAUAUGGGUAUGGGUAUGAUGGACAACAUGGGCCUGGGCAUUCCUAUGAUGUUACCCAAUACUAACCAGCAACAACAAAUAACCUCAGUUCCUAUGGACACAAGUGGCAGUUCUGCACAAACGGUACAAGCAGUGCCUGGUCCAAGUUCACAAACUACACAUAACCAAAUAUCGCAGAAUCAAACCAGCUCAACACAGCAAGAAGACGAAGAGGAGAGUAGUGAGGAUGAAGAGAACUCCGAUGAUGAGUGCGAUGGGGAUGAAGGCCUACCUGUAAAAGAAGAGAGUGAAGAAGAUCCGAAUAGUAGAACCAUAGAGCCUACAACCUUUGUAAAUGUUUCCUUGGCGUGUGAUGAAGCAGGUCCUUCAGGAUUGCAACAACAAAAAAUCGCAGACAUGCCCGAGAUGCCAAUGCCACAAUCAACAGAUGGGGAUCCCAAAACUGGGUUUGAGCUCGAAAGCCUCAGCUCGCGCGGUAUCUUUAUCUACGACAAGGAGUCGGUGGUUAUGAAAAAAUGGCAGAUCCUGGAGUUCGACGGGAAGCCGUACUACGCGUUUGUACCUGAAGGCGACGCGCCGUUGCCCGAGGACGACAUACCGGAGGAGUUCGAGGAGUCGGGUCACAAAGUGGAGAAGCAGGAUUUCGUGAAGGUCGAGUGCCUGUACAACGAGGACGAGCUACAGUACGAUUCCACGGACGAGAAGCUGUACGACGAGGAGCACCUGUUGAACGGAAGUAUCGAGCAAAGGGAAGACGAAGAAGAGGACGUGAAGCCGAUCAUUCUGAACGGUUCCCUGGAGGGUGAUAACGAUAAUAUCGGGGAUUUGUAUCAGGUCAAGGUCCAAGGUAGCAUGGUUACCAUAGAGAAGCUAACGUCCGGUGAGACGGACGAGAAAAACAUCGACUACCAACAGGAGACGGAGGAUCAGGAGAUCUACGCCGAACAACUAGAACAAUUAGAACAGAUCGACGAUCUAGAACAAGGGGACCAAUCGGACCAAAUCGAACAAGUGGAGUACUUAGAGGAGGACAUUCUAGAAGCAGCGAACAAUCACAUGAUGCCUGCGAGAACGCGCAGAAAAAUCUCGAGGAACUCUGGUGGGGCGUUGAAGUGCAAGGUAUGCUCCGAGAUGUUCAGCUCGGCGAUCUCGUUCCGUAAACACGUCGCCUGGACGCACAAGAAAAAGGUUUGCAUACAAGAGGACGGCGCCUACAUCUGCGCCGUCUGCGAUUACAGGACUCUGAAGAAGAGCCUGUUCGCCGCCCAUUUGGAGAGAAAGCACGAGACCUGGUCCAGAAAACGACCGAACAACAUGCUGUUCCCGUGCGCAACCUGCGGGUUUGUCUGCAGAUCGAAACACUCGUUGCAGUCCCACUUCAUUCGCAAGCACACCGAUCGGUACGAGCAUCAGUGCAAGUUCUGCUCGAAGAAAUUCAAGGUGAAGGGCGAUCUGACGAAUCACGUGCGGUUUCAUCACAAAGAAAAACCGAUCAACUGCGACGUAUGCGGGAAACUGUGCCAGAACAGCGGCUCGUUGUACGUGCAUCAGAAAUGGGCACAUUACAAGCCCAAGUACGAGUGUCACAUAUGCAAACGGCGUAUGGUCACGCAGGAGAACCUUGACCAGCAUCUGUUGACGCAACACGAGAAACGUGAGAAGAUCGUGUGCGCUGAGUGCGGGAAAACGUUCACCAAGAAGGACUCGUUCAAGAGGCACAUGGCGGUGCACACCGGGUGCAAGCCACAUUCCUGUCUGAUCUGCAACAAACCGUUCGCCCGUAGAUCGCAGUUGAGACAGCAUCUGUUGAUCCACACCGGGAAAAGGCCGUUCGUGUGCGACAUAUGCGGGAAAGCGUUUACUCAAAAGCCAGGUCUGAUCUGUCACAGGAAAACUCAUCCUGGACCGCAUCCACCGUUGCCCGUCAUGCCUAUCGCGGACAUCGUGAAAGAGUUCACCGAGGGAUACGUUCAAGAGAUCAGCGCGCGCGAACACGAGGAGAGAAUCGAAGAGGAAGCGUAA